Molecule: messenger RNA, 1287 nt
Organism: Grosmannia clavigera kw1407
Lineage: Eukaryota; Fungi; Ascomycota; Sordariomycetes; Ophiostomatales; Ophiostomataceae
Product: cyclic-AMP-dependent protein kinase catalytic
Exons: 3
Coding region: 1-1287 (428 amino acids)
Biological process (GO): peptidyl-serine phosphorylation
Cellular component (GO): nucleus; cAMP-dependent protein kinase complex
Molecular function (GO): cAMP-dependent protein kinase activity; ATP binding
Source: RefSeq, a predicted model, not a curated record
AUGGCCAUGACCGCGAUCCACGCUGUGCCGGCGAAUACGGGCGGCGGUGGCAGCAGCAACGGGGGCCUGUGGACGCCGCCUGCCGGGUUCAAGAGUGCCCGGACGUCGACGGCAGGCAUGGUGGUCGGCAGCAUACCAAUAGGAACAGGAAGCAGCAAUGGCUGUACAGCCGACUCUAAGAGGGACGCGAGCGGCCCGUUGGGGUCAGGAAAACAUCCGGCCGACUAUGUGCGCAUACGCACGCUCGGAACAGGCACUUUUGCUCGCGUCUGCCUGGUCCGACGAGCGCAUCCACGCGACGAUGCCGAGGCACAGCAGGUGUUUGCGCUCAAGAUGCUGCGCAAGACGGCGGUGAUCAAGCUGAAACAGAUCGACCACGUGCGACACGAGCGGCAGAUCCUGCAGGACGUGGCGGGCCACCCGUUCAUCACGACGCUGCAGGCCUCCUUUUCGGACCACGACUUUCUAUACCUGCUGCUAGACUACGUUCCCGGUGGCGAGCUGUUCAGCUAUCUGCGCAAGUUCCGCCGCUUCGACGAGGCGACGGCGCGCUUCUACGCGGCCGAGAUCGUGCUGGUGCUGGAGUACCUGCACGAGCAGCAGGACGGAGUGGCGUACCGCGACCUGAAGCCCGAGAACCUGCUGCUGGACGCGGCUGGCCACGUCAAGCUGGUGGACUUUGGCUUUGCCAAGCGGCUGGGCGGUGGCCGUCUGCACCAGCAGAAGAAGCAGGCAGCUGCUUCGGGCGAUGUUCCGAUGGAGGACGCCAUAGCAACAGCCGAUCCGGCCAUCGAGACGUACACCCUGUGCGGCACGCCCGAGUAUAUCGCGCCCGAGGUGAUCCAGAACAUGGGCCACACGACAGCCGUCGACUGGUGGGCAUUGGGCAUCCUGGUGUACGAGUUCUUGACGGGCUAUCCGCCGUUCUGGCAUCAGAAUCCGCUGGAGAUCUACCGACAAAUCCUGGAAAAACCGGUCGUGUUCCCCCACGACCCCGUCAUCUCGCCGGCAGCCCAGGAUAUUGUGCGCCAGCUGUGCACGGUAGACCGGUCGCUGCGGCUGGGCAACAUCAGUGGUGGUGCGGCGCAGGUGCGGGCACACCCGUUCUUUGCCGGCGUCGACUGGGACGCGCUAUACGAGCGACGACAGGAGGGCCCGAUCCAGCCGCGGGUGCGGUUCAAUGGAGACGCACAGUGCUUUGACAUAUAUCCGGAAAACGACGUCGACUUUGAGCCAUACACGGACGACAUGGCGGCACAGUACGACAAGUUCUUUAUCGACUUUUAG